GGUUAGCAACCAGCAGAAAGAGGGAGAGCUGGCGACGAGCGAGGUACUGGGCAGAAGCCGCUGCGAGACCUGCAAGCCGGCGUCGCCCCCUUCACCACUAACUGGCUGCCCGCAGCACCUCGCACCGAAAUCUUUAACCCUGAUUGAGAAUGGAAACCGCAGAUCCCUCCUUAGUGGAUCAGAUGACCAGAUUAAAACUAAAACUGUUGGAAAAGAAACUUGAGAAUGAGCGGGAUAACCUGGAUGGCCGGUCGGACACAGCAGCAUCCACUGCACGGAGUUUGGACUACCAGGGAGAUGCACUGCACAAUGCACUGAAAAGGAAAAAAGGCUUGCUCCAAAAACUGAGGGAACAGCACAUGCUGGAUGAAUGCUCCAGGCCCCACACAUGGGGUGGGACCCGGAGACGAUAUCCUCGCCUGGAACCCAUUCAGCAGGCACCACCGAUUCACGUAUAUCAUCAACAACCACCGGAGCAGCCACGGAUCAUCCAACACCCGUACCCUCAGCAACCCACAACGAUCAUACAACAGUUACCACAGCAACAGCCACUCAUCACGCAGAUCCCACCUGCACAGACGCUGCCUCCAAUCAGGUCUGGCAGCAUCAAGGAGGAUAUGGUUGAAAUGAUGUUAAUGCAAAAUGCCCAAAUGCAUCAGAUAAUUAUGCACAAUAUGAUGUUGAAAGCACUGCCUCCAAUGGCAUUUUCCCAGCCUGGAGCUUCUGCCAGUCCUAUGGUUUCUCAGGUACAGGAUGUUCAGUCGGCUGUGCCAUUUGUAGUAAAAACAGAGAAGCCUCGUCCAUCUUCAGUGCACCAUCAUCAUCACUACUCUUCCCAGGGACAGCCCACAGCACAUCCACCUCCUCUCCCACCAAUAGGACACCCACUGUGGGCAUCUAUGCUACCUUCCAACCCUAUGGCACAUUACAACAGCUUGCAGCCUUCAGUGCAACACAUGAUGGGUCCCACAAUGACACUUCCUGCCUUACAAACGGAAUUAGCAGAUGGGACCUCCCGGAUGCCUCCUGGGUUGUAAGUGCAGACUAAUGAAACCUUAAGCUCCAGUAUGCAACGGAUUAAUAUCACCCAGUCGGCAAUUUAAAUUUUGGAAGAAUGGAUUCUGAUCACUAUCCAAAUGUUGGAGUGUGGAGGUUCAGAACAAUUUUAAUGGAAAUUUAUAUCAUUCUAUCGUGGAUAGUCAAUGGUACAAAUGUAUAAAGUACAAAGACAAAAUGUUAAAUUUAUUUGAUAGAUUCAAAAACAUGUAGCCUGUUUAUCCCAUUGAAUAAACAGAAAAGCAACACAUAUAGGCGACUCCUUAUUAUGGGGGAUGGAGGGAGAGUGGAUUGCAUUCCUAAAAAAUAGUCCUAUUGCAGUUUUCCAUAAUGCAAAGCCAUGUCAUUGGUGCAUGCAUCAAAGAAAGUUUAUUUAUUUACCUCCUUUCACAUAUACCACAAGAGUGAAUUUUAUUCUUUAUCUCAUAUUUUCUGGCAGUUACUUGUUCAUUCCAUUACAUUUGAUUUCUGUUACACGUGGCCGUAACGUGGAGACAAUCUGCAUUACCUAUCUUACUGAAGAGCUCAAUAUCUCAGACAUAACGUUUAUGCUUUUAUAUAAACAAGGCACACAUUUUCCAGCCUAUGAAAUUUUCCAUCCAUUUGCUCAACUAUCAUGAACCAUUCAUUCACUCACUCAAUGAGAUCCAUUUGAUUCCAUUUAUAGGCUUCAUUUUUAACUAUAAAAGCCCUUCACAAUCAGUGACAACAGCAAGAAGGAAACAAAAAAUAUAAGAAUCAAUUCAUGACUGGUUUUAUUUGGAGAAGGUUGAUAAUGCCAAAUUAUUUUAACCAAUACUUUUUUUUAAGCUUAAAUUUAUUGAACAUAAAAAUAUGGCACAUGCUUACAGUGAAGUAAAUACUGGAUAUUUGUGAUAAACGUGUAGGAACAAAAGAAUCAACUUGUCUUUUAAUGACUUCUUAGUUGCAAGAAGUAACCAUGCUAACCGGGAUCCUCAUACACUUCCAUCAAACCUUUUCUCCGUUUUCUCUAUCCAAAAAGAACACCUGUAAUUCUGUAAAGAUCAGUCUGAAGAUGUUCUCCUGGGAUGCUACCUGACCCCCUGAGUUACUCCAGCAUUUUUUCUAAACCAGCAAUUAAAUCUGCAGUUCCUGCUUUCCACAGGCUAAACAGCUUUCUCUUAUAGCUAAAAUUCCCUAGUCCAGUAAAACUCUGUACCCUUCAAUGUAACUGAAUCAGUACAAUAGCAUUAUCAGCAUUCAUAAUUUAACAAAACAAUUUACACACAUAAGAGGUAAGUGCUGAACACAUUAAAUGUCUAUUAAUUGGUCUUUAUCUAUGUACAGCAAGUUAUGGAACUGUAUUUCCAUUCAACGUUAUUUCCAAAUUAUUAUUAUUUUAUAGCCUUUAAAAGGUGCCAAUGUUAAACAGAAAAUAAAAUCUCUUCACCUCUGAAAGGUAUUUUAUAUUUUUGGAUUCAAUUUUUAUAACUAUUUCUAGGAUACUCCUGGAAAGCUGAUUGCAAUUAAAGUAACAGCUGUUGUUGAUGGCUUAUCAAAACUAUCCUUGGACAAAUAAACCAAAAAAUAGUUCCAUCCCACCGUGCCAAUUUGAAAAUCUGAUUUCAGUGUUUUAAAUUCUGGAAAUAAAGAGUUGGUAUGAAUAAAAA
Molecule: messenger RNA, 2687 nt
Organism: Amblyraja radiata (thorny skate)
Lineage: Eukaryota; Metazoa; Chordata; Chondrichthyes; Rajiformes; Rajidae
Gene: c7h21orf58
Product: chromosome 7 C21orf58 homolog
Exons: 9
Coding region: 150-1037 (295 amino acids)
Source: RefSeq, a predicted model, not a curated record